Messenger RNA from Rotaria sp. Silwood2, 1131 nucleotides. The record is from the annotation of a GenBank genome assembly. Lineage: Eukaryota; Metazoa; Rotifera; Eurotatoria; Philodinida; Philodinidae.
AUGCCCUAUGCCAACAAUGCUACAAUAACAACAGAAUUAUCAUCAUGUAGUCAAAUAGUGAAUGUAACUCAAACAGUACAAGAUCUUUAUAAUUUAUAUCAAAAUAAAAGUUCAAGUUUAGUUUCAAGUGUAUUUUAUAAUAUUUCAAUUACUAAUUUCAAUUGUACGACGCAGUUAGAUAAAUAUUUUGAACAAGUUAUAAUAUUUACACAAUCAAUAUCGAUUCGUAUUCAAGUAGCAUUAGUUUCAAUUUAUUUUGAUUAUAUUACUGGAAAUGGAUUUUCUAUCAAUGGGUUUUUCAUUGAACGAGAAAGGCCAAUUUAUCUUUCAUCAAUCAGUUUAAAUUAUAGUAAAUUAUUCUCAACACCAAAUUCAUCAGUUUUAAAUUCAUGGCAAAUUGGUCUCAUAUGUAGUUUAAGUGGUUUCAUUUUAUUAAUUUGUUUUCUUCUUGUUGGAUAUAUUUGUCGACGCCGUUCACGUUCGAAACAUUUUACUUUAACACCAGUCAAUUUUUUUGAUGAUAUGAAAUCACUGCAAAAAAAUGGAAUACCUCUUGGUGAAGCUUUUCAAAGAGCCGCUACAAUUGUACAACCUAAACAAAGAAAUAACAUGACGAUUGCUUGGAUUCAUGAUGAUAGUGAUAAAAAUACUACUAUUAAUAAAAAAAAUUAUAUUAAUGUAAAGUCAACUAGACCUUAUUAUCAAGGAACAUUUAUUGAUCAUGCUAAAAUUCAUGAUUCAGUUUUUCCUUCAAAUAUUUCUAAAAAUUUACUCAAACCUAUUUAUGUUUCAAAUAACCAUAUUCAUCCCUUAGCAUCAAAAAUACAUUCAAUAGCAGUUAUUGCUCGACCUGUAUCUGGAACAUCAAAGAGUCAAUUAAAGUCAAUAAUUGGUCAAUUAGAAGAGGACAAACUUGAUCCAUCGGAUAGUAUUUCAUUACGUCAGUUGAAUUCAAUCAAUGCAAAAAGGCUGAGUACAUCAAUGUCAGGACAAUAUGCAAAUACAUUAUCGCUUGAUGAAAGUUUGCAUGACGAAGAUGCCUGGAUGUCUAUUUUAGACGUAGCUAAUGCUGAACUUGAUAUACUCAAUCGAUUAGAAAAUGAACAAAAUCGCAUAAAAACAAUAGUGUGA